AUGCUCCUGGCUUCUGUCUCCUUCGUCCUGAUCGCUGUACAUGUGUCUGUAAUGGUGGAAAGUAAACCUCUGGACCUACAGACCAUCGUUGAUCCAAGACCUAAAGGGCAGACGCGUUCUUUGAGAAGUAGUGAGUGGCCAAACUUUUUAGUUAUUCUUCCAGUAAAAACACAAAGCAGCAUUUUUGUGUCAAUAUUUGAUUUGAAACAUAAAGACUUUCUGUGCAUGGACCAAAAGGGAGAGAUGUUUAGCUCUAAACAUAGUGAAACACAAGACUGUCUCUUCCAGCGGCUGUGGCUGCAAUGGCCCUUGAGACAUGAUAAACGCACUCUGCCACCAAUCCAAAGGAAACAGAUCACUCAAACAGAGAUCAGACAGGUGCAGUGUCCAAAGAAACCAUCACCUCAUGUGACGACCCUCUCAAAGUCCUACAAAGCAAUGGAUCUGGGAGCCCUGUGA
Knipowitschia caucasica is the source of this 459-nucleotide messenger RNA. NCBI's taxonomy places the organism in Eukaryota, Metazoa, Chordata, Actinopteri, Gobiiformes, Gobiidae. The record is from the annotation of a GenBank genome assembly.